AUGGGUGCAUCAAGCGCCUCGUCAUCAAUCUCGGUGACGGUCAGAGUCCGGCCCUUUACCAUUCGAGAGGCUGCACAGCUAUCCAAAUGUGACGAAGCGCCACUGUUCCUCGGCGACGGUUCCCUGGCUGGCGUCCCCAGCACCCCGAAACUGGCUCAAAGGGGCAUUCGGCCAGUCAUCAAGGUUGUCGACGAUAAGUGCCUUAUAUUCGAUCCACCAGAGGACAAUCCCGUCCAGAAGUUUUCUCGGAGUGUUGUACCCAAUGGAAAGCGAGUCAAAGAUCAGACGUUUGGUUUUGACAGGAUUUUCGACGAAAAUACGACACAGGCCGAAGUCUACGAGUCUACUACACGAAACCUUCUCGACAGUGUGCUGGAUGGGUACAAUGCAACUGUGUUUGCCUACGGUGCCACGGGAUGUGGGAAAACACACACUAUCACCGGCACUGCUCAACAACCUGGAAUCAUCUUUCUGACCAUGCAGGAAUUGUUCGAGAGGAUCGACGAACGAAAAGAGGAGACGGUGACCGAAGUUUCUCUCUCCUAUCUCGAGAUUUACAACGAGACAAUCCGAGACUUGCUCGUCCUUGGGGACCGCAAAGGGCUUAUGCUGCGUGAAGAUGCUAAUCAAGCGGUCUCGGUAGCUGGUCUAUCGAGCCAUCACCCACAAAAUGUACAGGAGGUCAUGGAUAUGAUAAUGCGUGGUAAUGAGAAUCGCACCAUGUCCCCCACCGAAGCCAACGCCACAUCAUCCCGAUCACACGCCGUGCUCCAGAUUAAUAUUGCGCAAAAGGACCGCAACGCCGACGUCAACGAACCUCUGACAAUGGCCACUCUGAGCAUCAUCGAUCUUGCCGGAAGCGAAAGAGCCAGUGCAACCAGGAACCGCGGCGAGCGACUUCAGGAAGGAGCCAACAUCAACAAGUCUCUGCUUGCUUUAGGAAGCUGCAUCAAUGCGCUCUGUGAUCCGCGAAAACGAAAUCAUAUUCCUUAUCGAAAUUCUAAACUCACACGUCUCCUAAAGUUCUCUCUCGGUGGAAAUUGCAAGACAGUGAUGAUUGUCUGCGUCAGCCCUUCAAGUCAGCACUUUGAUGAAACACAAAACACACUUCGAUAUGCGAAUAGAGCAAAGAACAUUCAGACCAAGGUGACGAGGAAUGUAUAUAACGUGAAUCGCCACGUCAAGGACUUUUUGGUCAAAAUCGAUGAACAGAUGGCUCUUAUUAAUGAACUCAAGGCUCAGCAAAGAGAUUACGAGUCGAUUGCUUUUGCCAAAUUCCGGAAACAAAGUGAAAAGAAAGAGGCUGUCUCCCGAGAAAGCGUUUCUCGCCUGCGUAGUGCUUAUGAUAAUGCCGCGGCGGAGAGACAGGAGAAGACGGCAAGCAUGUUGAAGUUGAGGCAAGUCAGCCGAAGAAUCGCCAUGCUUUCAUCCUGGAUCGCUGCCUUUGAAGAAGUCUGUGCCUCGUGCGAGAGUGAGACGCCCAUGGAAAACCUGCAAGCUAUCAGGAAAACGGCACAGGGUAUUCUGUUUGAAUUGGAAAAUACCCGCCAUCAUUUCAAUCAACGCAUCUCGAAGAACAACUGGGAUAGGCCUAUUAACACUGCCCUGGAACAUGGCAUCCAGCAACUCCGAGAAUUUGAAAUUAGCGACAACUCAGAUAUUGCCAAUCUUACGCGUGAAGCAGAGUUGCUCAAAGCACAUGCGGAACGCGAAAUGCUGUGUGCUGUUUCUGAGCAAGACAAAGCAGGAGACGUAUCUACUGUGCAAACACUCCUCCAGGCGCAGUUUGAAAUAGUGUCCUCGAUUGAGAACAUUAUGCAGCUCACGGAAACCGAAGCAAUCGAAGCUGGCAAGAAAAUACUUCAGAAGAUGCUAUCUUCGUGUAUCUCCUCGGUCUCGAAUGUCGUCAAGCCUGACGGCAAGAUGCCUUCCAUCGGCCUUCCUUCGAUACCAAAGCCCGAUACAUCAUCACGCCGAAGAAAGUCCAGUCUUGCUGCAAUUCCCCCUAAAUCACUGAAUCCAGUGACGGCCAUUGCACCACACGUGUCAGUUUCCCCGUUGAAGAACACUCCACGGCGCCGUAAGCUAGGAAUGGCGAAGAAGGCAGUCAGCUUCACGCCCGUCAAGGCGCCGGCUACGAACAAGACAACAACAAGCAGGAGAGCUGUACGAUGGAAGGAUGAUGAGGAAGAUGGAUCUCUCGCUGAAUUCGAGAAGACGCCUCAGAAUGCCGAAACAACUGUGGAAGAUUCGCCAGAAGAGCUGCCUCUCCCGAGGAUCUCCCCGAUGCCUCGAAAUAUAGCCGUCUACAACCCUAAGAAGGAAGACUCGCAUCGGUCCUCUUCUCCUCUUCCACCAGCGCCCGAGCCGACUUUAGGAAUGCCUAGCAAGAAUAAUCGGUUCAAGGCUGGGUUUUUGUCCAAGAAACCCGGAUCGCCGGUACCACCCACGAUAACGAAUCUCUCCUCAGAUGAACAUACCCCUCUUCGCAAUAUCGAAAACAGCAGUUUCCUGAACAGGCCGUCCUUGGAUAGACCAUCCCGGAUUGCAGUUCGGUCUCCCAGCGGAAGCCAUCUCGGAAGCAGCCCCGUUUCUGACGGUGAGAGAAGGACGUGGAAAGCUGAGAAAGAGGACGCAAUCAAAAUCAGCGCCGCCAUGCGACGCAUCUCCGUCGGGGCCGGUGCAUCUGGAGUGCCUGUCAGCAAAACACAGCGGCGCAGAAGCCCUACUCUGGGUAGCUCGCCGCCGGAAAGCGCGCUGUUCUCGGCUUCCGAAGCGAGACGCAUGGUCAAAAGCGACAAGAGUUACGAAUCCAGGCCCAGCGUUCUCGCACCCCGUGCCAUUUCAGUGACCAAGAACUCUCGCCGGAUUACCAUGGGAGGCGACGUGCGGCCCCGCGAGAUCAGUCUGUCCGGGCGAGACGCUGUCAGAUUGAGCAUGGCAGCUGCUACAAGUCCCGAGACGCGACUUAGUCUCGGACCAGGCAUUCGAGGAGGAGCAUUGAGAUAA
Talaromyces atroroseus is the source of this 3009-nucleotide messenger RNA. RefSeq lists its product as hypothetical. Lineage: Eukaryota; Fungi; Ascomycota; Eurotiomycetes; Eurotiales; Trichocomaceae. Gene Ontology annotation, biological process: microtubule-based movement. The transcript is spliced from 2 exons. Gene Ontology annotation, molecular function: microtubule binding; ATP binding; microtubule motor activity. The coding region runs from base 1 to 3009 and encodes 1002 amino acids. The record is from RefSeq and is a predicted model, not a curated record.